Molecule: messenger RNA, 1008 nt
Organism: Trichoderma reesei QM6a
Lineage: Eukaryota; Fungi; Ascomycota; Sordariomycetes; Hypocreales; Hypocreaceae
Exons: 1
Coding region: 1-1008 (335 amino acids)
Biological process (GO): nucleoside metabolic process
Molecular function (GO): catalytic activity
Source: RefSeq, a predicted model, not a curated record
AUGCCGGACCGCAAUCGCUAUACAGUUGGAUGGAUCUGCGCCCUUUCCAAGGAGCUGGUUGCUGCAAGAGCCUUUCUCGACUCGGAACAUAAAAGCCCUAGCUACGUCGCCAAACAUGAUAGCAAUAGUUAUCUGCUGGGAAGUAUGGCAGGCCACAACGUUGUAAUCGCGGUCCUACCUGCUGGGGAGUAUGGGACGACCUCCGCGGCCACUGUCGCAAGAGACAUGGUGCACAGCUUUCCCAACAUCAGGUUCGGGCUCAUGGUCGGCGUCGGUGGCGGCGCUCCAAGCAGUGAGCAUGACAUUCGCCUGGGCGAUGUUGUUGUCAGCAUGGUUAGGGAGGGAAAAGGGGCAGUUUUCCAAUACGACUACGGCAAGACGAUGCAAGAUCAAGCUUUUCAAUACACCGGAUACCUGAAUCAGCCACCAACGGUCGUUCGAACGGCCAUCAGCGCACUCGAGAGUGAAGGACUUGCUGGUGGCUACCAGCUGGAAGAAGCGAUCAACGAUGUGUUACUGAAGAGACAAAGAUUGGUGCCGGAAUUCGGCAGACCAGAUCCCAGCAGCGACAAGCUCUUUCGCAGUGAUGUGGUCCAUCCACCGGUCGCUGGCAGCUGCGCGCAACUUUGUCUUGACGAUCCCUGGAAGUUGGUCUCUCGUCAUGAGCGAACGGCAGCAGAGAGCAAUCCGGCCGUCCACUACGGCAUCAUUGCUUCCGCAAAUCAGGUGAUGAAGGAUGCCAUGAUUAGGGACAAGCUUGUGGGACAGAAGAAUGUGCUGUGUUUUGAGAUGGAAGCAGCAGGACUCAUGAACCACUUCCCUUGCCUCGUCAUCAGGGGCAUUAGUGACUACUCCGACUCGCAUAAGAACAAGGAGUGGCAAGGAUAUGCAGCAAUGACUGCGGCUGCAUACGCAAAAGCUCUCCUUCGGAAGAUUGUUCCUUCGCAGGUCGACGAGGUAGAAAGAAUCGGCAAGCGAUUAGCACAGAGUCAGUUUUCCCCGGCCUAG